Molecule: messenger RNA, 846 nt
Organism: Gracilinanus agilis (Agile Gracile Mouse Opossum)
Lineage: Eukaryota; Metazoa; Chordata; Mammalia; Didelphimorphia; Didelphidae
Product: NADH dehydrogenase [ubiquinone] iron-sulfur protein 6, mitochondrial-like
Exons: 1
Coding region: 435-815 (126 amino acids)
Biological process (GO): mitochondrial electron transport, NADH to ubiquinone
Source: RefSeq, a predicted model, not a curated record
GUAACUAGGGGAAAAUAUUCAAAAUAAAAAAAAAUUUAAAUUAAAAAUUAAAAAAAAAUAAAGAAAACUCUCCAUGUUACUGCUCCCUUUGAAGUCCUUGCAGUUCCUUAGUAUUGAGCUCUUCUUUAUGUUCCUGAACUAACUCCUCCACAUCAUCACCACUGAUCUCCAGACCCAUGGAUUUGCCUAGAUUCAAAAUAUAUCCCACAAUUGGUGUAGAAUCAGUCUCAAAGUCUUCAAAGGCUUUUUGAAUUACAAUUUUUGGCCAUAACUUCCAAACAAUUUUUGUUCAUUGUCCUGCAAGAGACCCCCCCCCAAGUUAUCAAUAACAGGAAGUAAGUGCAGGAUGUUGAAAUGAUUUUUUCAGAAUUUAUGUAGAGUCAACUCAAAAAUGUCACAAAAGCCACAAAAAGCAAACACAAGGCCCGGGAAAGAUGGUGGCGGCUGUGGUGGUGGCGUUUGUGACCUUUGGCCACCUUCUGGGCAGCAGCUGGGGCUUCCCUGUGGCCGCCAGAUGUUUUGGUGUGCAGGUGUCACCCAUGGGGGAGAAAAUUACCCACACAGGCCAGGUUUAUGAUGAAGAUGAUUACAGGAGGAUUCGCUUUGUUGGUUGCCAGAAAGAGGUAAAUGAAAACUUUGCAAUUGAUUUGAUAGCAGAGCAACUAGUAAGCAAAGUGGAAAGUCGAGUGAUAUCAUGUGAUGGUGGAGGAGGAGCUCUGGGUCAUCCAAAAGUAUAUAUAAACUUGGACAAAGAGACUAAAACUGGGACUUGUAGGUAUUGUGGACUUCAGUUUACACAACAUCACCACCACUGAAACCAGUUAUACACUGAAACCAGUACAAUUU